Messenger RNA from Tigriopus californicus, 1089 nucleotides. RefSeq lists its product as uncharacterized. NCBI's taxonomy places the organism in Eukaryota, Metazoa, Arthropoda, Copepoda, Harpacticoida, Harpacticidae. The record is from RefSeq and is a predicted model, not a curated record. Bases 47 to 1051 code for a protein of 334 amino acids. The transcript has 4 exons.
AUGGUCACUUUGGACAGGUAAAAAUAAAAGUAGAGUUCGAAGCAAAAUGAAGACAUGCUUUUAUUAUGGUCUGAUUUUCGUGAUUUGUGACGUUGCAGCCCAAAAGAAGACCGAGUCCUUUAAGCUAAAACAUUGCUCGUGCAAAAGAAGGCUCGCUUCCCAAUCCGAUGUCUCCGCCGAAAUUAAUUGCGAAAAACCAGUCAGGCUGGAGGAAACCACAUGCAGUGAAGAUGCUUUCCAUCGAGGUCCAGGACAAAAGGUCAUCGGGACUUGUUUCUAUGGUGACACCGAAUCCGAAUCCCACCAAACUCGGCUUUAUUUCGAGGGCAUUUCCGAGAAUCUCGAGGCUAUGGCCGAGGUCUAUCCAGAUUGGACCAUGAGGAUAUAUUUCAACGAAUCCUUGAGCAAACUAACACUCCGAGACAUCUGUGAUCUCGCUUGUGAACAUGACAAUUUGGAUCUGUGCCAUGUUGGGAAGCUCCCCAUGGGACCGGAAAUCGACGAUGUCACACUCAGUAAUAUGUUUCCUAUGAUGUGGAGGUUCUUGCCACUUCUGGAUCCACAGGUGACAAUAUUCUUAUCCCGGGAUUUGGAUAGUGUGGUAAAUCGACGGGAAAUGGCUGCUGUGGCCGAAUUCAUUGAAUCUGACCAUGUCCUUCACAUCAUGCGAGAUCACCCCAAACACGAGUUGCCCAUCAUGGGCGGUCUUUGGGGUUGCAAAGUAUCCUCCACCCUCGACAAAUGGAAACAGAUCUGGCCUCUAAUGCUGCAAGAUGAAAAAGUCGUGGAUUCCACUAUUCAUUAUGGCAUGGAUCAAUACGCCUUGGACAAGUACGUUUGGCCUUGGGCCCAAGAGUUGGCCUUGGUUCACGAUUCAUUCAACUGCGACAAAUUCAGGACUCCAUUCACCCGAGCGUUUCCGACACAAAGACUUUAUGAGCUGAACAACUUUGUUGGGUCCAUCAGAUAUUCACCCGAAUAUCAGACUUUAUGGGAAACCUGUCCCGAGAAUUGUCGACCCAAAGACCAUCCUGAUUGGGAAUAUUGCUAACCGUAUGUUUGUAAGGGGGAUAUUCUAUUAUUUAUUGA